Molecule: messenger RNA, 270 nt
Organism: Clunio marinus
Lineage: Eukaryota; Metazoa; Arthropoda; Insecta; Diptera; Chironomidae
Source: the annotation of a GenBank genome assembly
AUGCUAAGAAUCAUCGUAAUAAAACCACCUAAAGUAGAAAGUUUUCCCAUAAACCCAACAAAUAUGACUGGGAAAAAUCACUUUGUAAAAUGGUUUCUGGCAUGUUGUGUCGGAGAUUCUUCUUACUUCUCAGAAACAUUGAAGGGUCAAAAACUGGUCGUCUGUUUCUCAACUGAACUUGUACAUUUAUGUAUGAAAGCAAGCCAUAAUUUAUGGGAACGUCUUGAGCUAACUAAAUGUGAUGAGAAACAACUUCAUCAUAAGCUUUAA